Molecule: messenger RNA, 1350 nt
Organism: Spodoptera exigua (beet armyworm)
Lineage: Eukaryota; Metazoa; Arthropoda; Insecta; Lepidoptera; Noctuidae
Source: the annotation of a GenBank genome assembly
GUAGAUCACUAACGUGCAAAAAUGGUGCUGAAAAUUGUACUUUUCGUCGCGUUAGCGGUUUCCGCUUCGGCCCGUAGGCCACCAAACGCCAAUUAUGCUGAAGGGCUCCUGAAAAAUUCGCCUGCAUCGCGUAUGUCCAGUGAUAUUGAAGAGGACAUCAAUUUAGAUGCGCCCGGCCUUGUAGCUAAAUAUGGCUAUCCCAUCGAAGUACACAACGUCAUCACCUCCGAUGGAUACAUCCUUGAGAUGCACAGGAUCCCUCACGGAAGGGACCACAACAACAAACCUGACCCCAAGAAGAUCCCUGUGCUUGUUAUGCACGGUCUUCUGUCUUCCUCCGCUGAUUUCAUCGUUUUGGGACCCGGAAAUGCUCUAGCCUACCUGCUUGCUGAAGCUGGUUACGACGUAUGGCUAGGCAAUGCCCGUGGUAACUUCUACUCGCGCAAACACCGCUCUCUGAACCCAGACAGUAGCAUCAACCACAACUUCUGGAGGUUCAGUUGGGAUGAAAUCGGCAACAUUGACCUCGCCGCUUUUGUCGAUUUCAUCUUGGACAGAACUGGUCAUGAGAAACUCCACUACAUCGGCCAUUCCCAGGGUGGAACUACAUUCCUCGUAUUGAACUCUCUGCAACCGAAAUAUAAUGAGAAAUUCAUUAGCUUCCAAGGUUUAGCUCCUGCUUCCUACUUCGAGCACAACGAAGUGGCUCUAUUCAAUUCUUUGGCUCCUCAUGAAAGCACCAUCGAGACUACCGCCUUCCUCUUAGGCCAGCCCGAGAUCUUUGGCAAUCGAGAUUUCGUGUACUGGAUCAGAUCGACUUUCUGCAAUGGCAUCACCAGCCUGUUGGCUGACGUCUGUGAUAUGGAAUUCGAUAACCUCCUCGACCCUGAACAUUACAAUGCUACCAUGAUCCCACUGUUCCUGUCUCACGCGCCAGCCGGUGCUUCUGUUCGCCAAGUGGCCCACUAUGGCCAGACCAUCCGCUUCAAGGCCUUCCGCCGCUACAACCACAACUCUAUUACUAACUUGGGAGUGUAUGGUAGCUUCAACCCUCCAGCCUACGACCUUUCCAAGGUCACCGUUCCCUCUUACCUACACUACGGUCAGAAUGACAAAGAAGUUCAUUUCAAGGACCUACUCACUCUUGCAGCUACUUUGCCUAAUGUAGUUGGUACGUACAAAGUUGAGAGGGAUACUUUCAACCACUUCGACUUCAUUUGGGGAAGGGAUGUAAGAGAACAGUUGUACGAAAGGACCCUGAUUCCUCUGAUGAAACAGGCAGAAAGACGACUGUAAAUCCGAUGUUUCUUGUAAAUAGUGUAAAUAUGGUUUUGAUAUAAGGAUUCCGAC